This is a messenger RNA of Tachyglossus aculeatus (Australian echidna), 3712 nucleotides long. RefSeq names its product acyl-CoA dehydrogenase family member 10 (gene ACAD10). The record is from RefSeq and is a predicted model, not a curated record. Gene Ontology annotation, molecular function: flavin adenine dinucleotide binding; oxidoreductase activity, acting on the CH-CH group of donors. Lineage: Eukaryota; Metazoa; Chordata; Mammalia; Monotremata; Tachyglossidae.
GGCGUUGACGUGAGUCACGCGCCACCCCUUCCACCGUCACGUGGUGCGGGAGAAGAAGUGAGGCGGUGGUACCCCCCAACUCACGGCGUUCACACCCCCCCUUCCACCAUCACGUGGUGCGGGAGAAGAGGUGAGGCAGUGGUACCCCCCUCCCCUCACGACGUUGACGUGGUCACGCACCGCCCCUUCCACCGUCACGUGGUGCGGGAGAAGAGCUUUAGCCUCAUCAUGGGUCUUCAGGAACUUUUCCGAUCCUCGAAUUUCCGACGGAUUUGGGGGUCCGUUCUGGUGAAUCCCACCCAGAGAUUCCCAGUUGCCCAGCGCUGGAAGCAUUCUGGAGGAAGCCCCUACAAAGCAGUGAUCUUUGACAUGGGUGGGGUUCUUGUACCAUCUCCACUUGUAGUGGCUGCAGAAUGGGAGGCACAGAACCAUAUCCCUUCUGGAACAAUCGGCAAGGCCUUAAUCACUGGAGGGGAGAACAGACCCUGGAUGAAAUACAUGAGAGGAGAGAUGACAGCCGCUGCGUUUUUGCAAGAAUUUGGGAGGCAGUGCUCGGAGAUGACCAAUUCAGCUGUGCCGGUGGAUUCGUUUCUCUCUCUGCUGACCAGUAAAGAGACGGCAAAACAGUUCUCAGUGAUGACAGAGGCAAUACAUCGAAUUCGGGCGGAAGGCUUCAAGACUGCGGUGCUCAGUAAUAAUUUUUAUCUGCCCAGUGGGGACAGCUUUUUGCCUCUGGACCGGAAACAGUUCGAUGUGAUUGUUGAAUCCUGUCGGGAGGGGAUUUGUAAGCCAGAUCCCCGCAUUUACAAACUGUGCUUGGAGCGGCUGGGUGUGCAGCCGUCAGAAUCCAUUUUUCUUGAUGAUCUUGGGCAGAACUUAAAAGCGGCAGCCCAACUUGGCAUCCACACGGUUAAGGUGGGUGAUCCAGAAACUGCCCUGAAGGAGUUAGAAACUUAUUUGGGUUUUCCUCUGCAAGAGAGCAUUCCAAACACUUGCUCUGUGAGGAAGGCGAUGGAAAUUCCGAGAGAUUCUCUAGCGAAAUACCUCAAAAACAUGCUGGGAAGCCAAACCACAGGUCCCCUGGAACUUCGCCUGUUCGGUCAGGGGCAGUCGAACCUAACUUACUACAUCAGAUUUGCCGAUCGUCGUUUAGUCCUGAGAAAGAAGCCCCCAAGCACACUUCUUCCAUCUGCCCAUGCUGUGGAGAGAGAGUACAGGAUAAUGAAGGCUCUUGCUGACACUGGAGUUCCUGUCCCCAAGGUUCUUGCCCUUUGUGAAGAUUCAAGUGUCAUUGGCUCCCCAUUCUACGUGAUGGAGUACUGUUCUGGGCAGAUCUACAAAGACCCUUCCCUGCCAGGAAUGGAGCCGAGUCAGCGACAGGCUAUCUAUGCUGCCAUGAACAAAAUCUUGUGCCAACUUCAUAGCGUUGACAUCAAAGCAGCUGGACUGGAAGACUAUGGAAAGCAUGGGGACUAUUUCCAGCAUCAGGUUCAAACCUUAAUUAAGCAGUAUCGAGCCACAGAAACCCAUAUUAUCCCAUCCAUGGAGAGGCUUAUUGAAUGGCUCCCACUCCAUCUUCCCGGGACAGAGAAGACCACAGUGGUUCAUGGAGAUUUCAGGUUGAACAACUUGAUCUUUCACCCUGAGAAAGCAGAAGUGCUCUGUGUCCUGGAUUGGGAACUUUCUACAUUAGGAGACCCCCUCGUUGAUGUGGCCUAUAGCUGUCUGGCUCACUAUUUGUCCCCUAAUUUUCACAUUCUGAAAGGUUUGAGCGAUGGUGAUUUAACUCAGCAAGGAAUUCCCACUGCAGAGGAAUAUUUCAGAAUGUAUUGUCUAAACAGGGGGCUCCCUCCCGUUGGAAACUGGAACUUCUAUAUGGCCUUUUCCUCUUUCCAUGUGGCCACAAUCCUGCAGGGAGUGUACAAACGCUCAUUCACAGGGCAAGCGAGCUCCUCAGCGGCCGAACAAAGUGGGAAGAAGGCUGAGUUCAUGUCUAACUUGGCAUGGGAUUUCGCAGUCAAAGAAGGGUUCCGACUAUUCAGAGACCUGCCAGCAGCCAAACCUCCCGCCAGAUCUUACUGUACCUGGGCCAGACCCAACCUUAACUGGGCCAAAUUUUCAGAGCCUUCAGAGACUCAUGGUAUCCUAGUUAUCGCUCCAGAAACUCUUUCCACACCAGUCCAGAAACCUGAUCGCAAGCCGAAGCAAUUCGUUGAGGACUAUAUCUAUCCUGUUGAGCAGGAACUGAGAAAUCAUCAGACUUCAGAGAGGAGAUGGGCGCUACCUUCCCUGAUGGAAGAACUCGAGGAGAAAUUCAAGUCAGAAGGCCCGUGGAACCUAUUCUUGCCACUGCAGAGUAAUCCUGAGAGGAAGUAUGGGGCUGGACUGACCAAUCUGGAAUAUAUACAUUUGUGUGAACUCAUCUUUUCUUAAACUACGUGAGGAAGUUAUAUGUUUUCCCCGCCCUGCUCCAGGGUUUUUAGUUUCUCUGCCCCAAUCAUUGGAAAUAUGGAGGUGCUCCUGCGAUGUGGUACAGAAAAGCAGAAAGCUCGUUGGCUGAUUCCCUGGCUGGAGGGAAAGAUCCAGUCAUGUUUUGCUAUAACCGAACCCCAGGUUGCUUCUUCAGAUGCUACCAACAUUGAAUCUUCAAUCACAGAGGAGAAAGAUUCCUAUGUCAUCAGUGGUCAUUAAUGGUGGACAACAGGUGUUGUGGAUCACCACUGCCAGCUCUGUGUAUUUAUGGGGAAAACAAAUUUGCAUGCCCACCGCCACAAGCAGCAGUCAAUGCUUCUAGUUCCCAUGGAUACUCCUGGGAUAAAAGUCAUCAGGACUUGUCCAAGUACAGCAAUCUCCAUUAGGGUACUUCUAAAGGGAUCAGCCAAGUUUGUGAGAGAGUUGAGAGGCAUUCCUACAGAGUAUCACCAUCCAAAUGGUGUCUUACCGGGACCCAUUUUGAUUUUUCCAAAUGGUCAUGGACAAAUCAUAUCUGAGGAUGUGCAAGUUCCUAAGAAAAGUGUGUUACUGGGUCCUGGCUGAGGGUUUGAAAUUACCCGAGGCAAGGUUGGCUCUGGGAGAAUCCAUCACUGCAGGAGGCUGAUUGGGCAUUCAGAGGGAGCUUUAGCUCUCAUGAAAGUGAGGGUGAGGUCUCCUGUGGCAUUUGGAAAACAGCUGGUGGAUCAAGGCACCAUUCUGACAGACACUGCCGAGUCCCAAGCUGAGACUGAACAAGCAAGAUUAAUAGUGCCAAAAACUGCCCAUGUCAUGGAUAUAAUAUAUUGUUUGGUCCAGUUCAUAGUCCCUGAAUUGGACUACUGGGAAAAUUUGGAGGCCCUAGUAGCAUGUGGGAGUCUAGGGGUACAGUGGUCAAAUUGGAUGGCUUAUCUGGCUUCAGUGAGGAUGCAGCCUCUGAACAAAAUAGAGGAAUUGACUGGGGAAGGCCUCCUGCAGGAGAUGCGAUUUCAGAAUUUUAGAGGUUUUAAAGAUGGGAAGAGUGAUGGUGUGUCGGAUUUGAAGGGAGUUUCAGGUAGUGGGGAUUUUGGAGCUGCGGGCUGCAAUGAUUAUCCCCUGGCCCAAUUUUUGGGUUGGGUUCGAGCACUUCAGUUUGCUGAUAACCCUGAUGAAGUCCGCAGGGUCACAGUGGCAAAGAUGGAGCUGAAGUGUUAGAACUACAGGCUCUGAAAUCACAACACUGAAGUUUGGCAAUGUAGCUCUG